CGUCUUCUAAUUGGUAUAUAAGUUAUUACAACUAGUAAUGCAAAGUAAAGUAGAGUAUAGUAGAGAACAAGAAGAUGCAGUGCCUCUCCUUCAAACCAUCGCCUCCUCCGACCUCGCCUCAAACCCAAACGAUCGAUCUCAAUUCCUGUCCCCCAGCUUCCCAAGGGGAUUCCUCCGAGGGAACGCCCAGGUCCAGCACUCAGCCCUCACCUACCUUCAAUCUCAGUCGGGAGUACACUCUCGCCGUGCAAACCAAUUCCUACAACGAGAUGCGGUCCAGGAUUGAGGAGCGGGUGCAAGUUGAGGAUAUGCUUGAAAAUGGGGAUACCCAUCAUCUGAUUUUGUCGCAGAUGCUGCAGCCCAACAGAGAUUGCGUCGCCCAAGCUCUUCGCCACACCAACCCCAAAGCUACCCUCACUCGCUUGGUUUCUACCUACUUUGAGCACAGCGAAAAUAUCACCGAUCUCUGCCUCUUGCUCUGCCAAUGCGUAGAUCGUGCUCGUACCCUCUAUUCCCCUAUUACUGAGCUGCUUCAAGUGUUCCCAUAUGAACUCAAUUCCAUUAGUCAGGCGCAGUGUAACUGGGCGUUCGAUGUUUUCCAACAAUUCGAUAGCCUUGACAAUCCUUUUCCUCGUCCUGACUCCCAUAACUUCAACGAGAUGCGCUGUAGUUUCUCCCAGCUCAAGGAGCAGCUUGAUCACAGAAUCAACAAAUCCCAUUCUAGAGUUCGCUUCCUGCACCGCGCAACUACUGGCUCUGCCAUUUGCUUAAUUGGCACUGUCGUUGGAGUUGUUGUUUCAGCCGUGGUUAUCUCCACUAAUGCCCUUGCUUCCAUUGUAGGCCUUGUGGCUACCCCACUUUGUCUUGUUUAUGUUCCAACUGAUCUCAGGAGGAAACAGCUUGCCCAUAUGGCUCAACUUGAUGUUGCUAAAAAGGGAACUUCUGUCCAUAACUAUGAUCUUGACACCAUUGAUCGCCUUGUUGCCUUGUUGUAUACUUCAGUUGAGGCCGACAGGCAGCUUAUACGAUUUGGAUUGGAGAGAGAUAGAGACAUAUACCCCAUCCAUGAAGUUGUGAAACAUCUACGCGGUAGCCAUGACAAUUUUCUUGACCAGCUCAAAGAACUUGAGGAACAUAUAUGCCUAUGCUUUAAUUCUGUCAAUAAAUUCAGAGCUAAGCUACUCGACCAGAUCCAUCAUCAUCAAUCUACUUAUUCAUGAUCGAUUGGUAGCAUUUCUCGAUUCCUAUUUACUCUCCUAGGUCAAUGUGUAUAGCCAUACAAUCGUAUAGCAUGCUUUGACUAUUGCCACUGGCCCUGCUUUUUAACUUUGGGGCUGUCAUGACUAUACAUGCACCUUUCAAAUUGCUAAUUCUUGAAUUCUUGUGCUUUAAACGGACCCUGCUUUGUUGGAUUGAUCAUUGUGGGAAGAAGGAUGUCUUCGUACUUCAAACUUGUACUUCUUGCCCUUAAUUGAUAUGUUAUCCAAAACUGAUUUAGCUUUUCUAACAAUGAGAUGAUUUUAGGCUGUUGAUCUUUUGCAACUUUCUGAUUUUGUCUAGGGUUGUGACAGUCAUUAUAUUGUUAUACAUUGAUAAAAGUGUUUGCCAGAGCCUUUCCUUCCUUUUGUUUAAAAUUCUUUGUGCAAUUGUGAUUUGUGAUAGCUAUAUCUAGCUUGAUCAUAUGUGUAAGGUUCUCUGUUUCUCCUUAACCAGCUUAAUGGGAAAAUAUGCAGAAAUCACUGUCUAUAAAAGUGUUUGCUAUCCAUACUGUAAUUAUUCAAUGGAGCCUUUGUAUUUUAAUGAACUUUUUUUAUCUCCUGAUGGAAAGAUUGAAUUGCAUCAGCAUUGCCGCAUUGCUAUGAUGUAACAGUUUACCAGCAUCAAAUCACAGAUUGAAGGAAUAGUUUUAGCAAGGAAGGCUGAUUGCUGUGAGUUAUGUGGCAAUGGAAAUUUGUUGAAUAGUUGAGAGGUAGAGACUGAUAACAACGGAAUGCCAGAUUUUGGCCCUCAUCAGGCAUUCACAUUGAAUGAUGAUAAAAGAAUUUUGUUCCUUGAAGAUUCGGGAAAGAUCUUGUCUCGAACUCUGUGUAUCAUUUUCCUUUUGCAUUUGAAACAUAAGAGAAGAGAUUUUUUAUAUGUACAUACAUAAGAUCACAGAUGUAACUGCCCAAUAAGUGUAUGAAGGCUGUGCUAUGUAAUGUUUCUGAUUUCCCUGUCAUAAUGUAAAGGAGAUACUCUCAUUGUACACCUGUAUUUGUUGCUAAUGUUAUAGGGAGUCUCUCUAGUU
Theobroma cacao (cacao) is the source of this 2287-nucleotide messenger RNA. Its product is annotated as transmembrane protein, putative (DUF677). The record is from RefSeq and is a predicted model, not a curated record. Lineage: Eukaryota; Viridiplantae; Streptophyta; Magnoliopsida; Malvales; Malvaceae.